Aaosphaeria arxii CBS 175.79 is the source of this 2355-nucleotide messenger RNA. RefSeq names its product primary-amine oxidase. The record is from RefSeq and is a predicted model, not a curated record. Gene Ontology annotation, biological process: amine metabolic process. The coding region runs from base 1 to 2355 and encodes 784 amino acids. Lineage: Eukaryota; Fungi; Ascomycota; Dothideomycetes; Pleosporales. Gene Ontology annotation, molecular function: primary methylamine oxidase activity; quinone binding; copper ion binding. Gene Ontology annotation, cellular component: plasma membrane. The transcript is spliced from 4 exons.
AUGCACGCAACUUGGUUGACAGCACUGAUUGCAGCGGAAACUGUCCACUCUCUGGCAACUCCUCCACUUGGAUACGAUAGAAGACUUCUACGGGAAGUAUUCGAUAAAAGAUCUUCGAAUGAAUCUCAAUCGUCAUGCUUCACUGCUGCUGCACCCUCUACAGUAGCACCAAAAGCGAACCCAUGGGCGCCAUUGACACCAGAUGAAAGUCUAUCUGUCUGGAACCUCCUCCAUGACGCUAUAUCCGGCCUUAAUCUGACAUAUCCAACUGAAGCAAAACUUACAGACAACUAUGUCUUCUGGGUUGAUGCCCUCCAUACCAAUAAAUCCAAUGUUUUGCCAUACAUAGAUGGAGAUGCGCCGUUCCCCUCCAAGUACGCACGUGCCAUCAUCUUCGAGGGUGGAAAAGCCGAUCCUGAUUCGCAAGAAUAUAUGAUCGGUCCGCUUCCCGUAUCGGAAGAGACUAAAAUCGAAAAACUCGAUUAUAUUUACAACGGUCCGUCAGGAGGCAGUGUUCCAUACAAUGCCCGUUACUUCGAUGGUCCAAGAAACACCGCAACGGAGCCUCUUAUCGUGUCCAUUAUGUCGAAUAUCUCAGACAUCACGGCCGCUAUGUUCCAGGGAGGAGUAUACUACGGCUCCAAAGACAAUAGAACAAAUCUCUCUCUGACAUCGGGAACGCCACAAUCUUUUGAUGGCACGACUGCCUUCCGUAACAUCAUGUUCCGAUUCCCGGGUCCGGCUUCGUACAUGACUCCAUUAGACUUUUUCCUGCUGAUUGAUUGCACUGGAACGGAUGCAUCUCUGUACUCCCUCAAGGGUUUUGUAACGAAUGAGAAAUUUUACCCCACAAUCGCCGACCUUCGAACUGCUUUUGAAGCUGGCGAAAUAGCUAUGGAGUACGACCAGACUAAGGAUGCCGACUGGGCGUUGGUAGACUACAAACCUGAGCUUGGUGUAAGAGAUCUGGAAGAGCGACUUGCCCCAAGCACAUUGGAGCUCGGUGGAAAACGCUACAAGCUCGACAAGGAAAAUCAGUACGUGGAGUAUAUGGGUUUCUCCUUUUACGUUUCCUUCUCCCGGACUUUGGGUCUUAUGUUUUAUGACAUCAAAUUCAAGGGAGAGCGUAUCAUGUAUGAGCUUUCAAUGCAAGAGGCUACAGCGCAAUACGGUGGAAAUCAACCAAAGGCAGCCAAUACAGUGUAUCAUGACACUUAUUACCAACUAGGAACGGAGAUGGGAUCACUGGUCGAAGGGUUCGAUUGCCCCUGGGGAUCAACUUUCUGGAACAUCACCUACCCAUCCUACAAUACAACUCGAGUGAACACGAACUCUAUUUGCAUCUUUGAAGCGGACAUGAAUUUCCCUCUAUCAAGACAUCGUACAUCAUCAUCAAACAAGUUUGGUUUCAGUAACUUUGGCACGGUAAAAGGUGCUGCACUGAUCGUACGUGCGAUCGCCACAGUCGGUAAUUACGAUUACAUGUUCGAUUACUCCUUCCAUAUGGAUGGUUCGAUUGAGGUGAUAGUCAGAGCGUCAGGAUAUCUUCAAUCGAGUUUCUACUUUCCCGAACAGGGAAAAUUCGGACCACGGAUCCAACAAGCUACUCAAGGAUCGCUUCAUGAUCACAUCAUUACAUACAAGGCAGACUUUGAUAUCCUCGAUUCCACCAACUCGCUCCAGGUCUCAGAACUGAAGGCGGUCAAUCAAACGCAACCAUGGUUUCCCGAGCUCGGAACGUUCGAACAAAUGGAAAUGGAGGUGUACAAUAUGAAGGAAGAGGCCCAGUUCAACUACGCAGCCAACAACCAGGCAAUGUUUGUCGUCUUGAAUCCCAACGCAACGAAUAUAUGGGGCGAGAAACGCGGCUACCGCAUCGUGCCCGGGCGCUCCGAUAUCCAUCUUUCGACGCUCAAUUCGCCCUGGUCGCUUAAAAAUUCUGAAUUCGCCAAGUCACACCUCGCCGUAACGUGCCAGCACGAUAACGAGCCGUUUGCCAAUUCCGUCCAGAACAUCAAUCUCCCGUUCACGCCGCAACAGGAUUUUUCCAAGUUCUUUGAUGGCGAGAACAUUGAUGGCGAGGACCUGGUGCUUUGGUUCAACCUAGGAAUGCACCAUUUCACUCGAAGCGAGGAUGUUCCGGUAACCCUUUACACAGAGGCGUAUUCCAGCAUUGUCUUCGCCCCACAGAACUUCUUCGACCGAGCUCAGGACGGGGAUUUGCGCAACCGAAGGUGGAUCCAAGUAGAUAGUGAGGGUACUUUAACGUUUGAAGAUUAUGGAAUUGGCUUGGACACCUGCCCGAUUGUGCUUGAAGAGCCGACGGCGCUGUUGGGGGGCGUAGGAACACUAUGA